This is a messenger RNA of Symsagittifera roscoffensis, 1642 nucleotides long. RefSeq names its product synaptoporin-like. Lineage: Eukaryota; Metazoa; Xenacoelomorpha; Acoela; Convolutidae. Gene Ontology annotation, cellular component: synaptic vesicle; synaptic vesicle membrane. The record is from RefSeq and is a predicted model, not a curated record. The transcript has 7 exons. Bases 3 to 878 code for a protein of 291 amino acids.
GCAUGGAUAACGUCUCCUCGGGACUGCGAGCUAUACAAAGCUCGUCAUCUUUCAACUUAGAAGUGUUGGCUCUUCCCAAAGGAGCUCUGAAAGUGGUACAACUUGUGUUGUGUUUGAUCGCAUUUGCAGUUGUGGCUGCUUUCGACGACAGUUUCGAGUUCCAGAAGAACUGUGGCAACGAUACUGUACUGAACAUGACCAAAAGGACCUUUCACUUCGGAUACCCAUUCGAUCUGAACGAGCAUGAAGUGAAGUUGCCUCUCUGUGAAACAACUACCAACUUGACCAGUACCUCUUCUCAAGUGCUGCGGGUGGCUCACAGUGACCAGGAGUCCUCCCCCAAGUUCUUUGUGUUCACCGGGGUGCUCGGAUUCAUCUACUGUAUGGUGGCAGUAGUCGCCUACGUCUUCAUCUCCCCUACGUUACAAUCGCACGAUGGAAUCGGAUUCAAAAUAGACGUGUUCGUGCACAUUUUGAUCUGCAUCUUCUGGUUUUGUGGCUCUUUCGCUCUCAUCCGGGCGAAGAACCAGAUCGAAAAGUACACCAGUCCCGCUAGAAUCUUCCUCCAGAUCGAGGAGUGUCACUCCACUACGGAAGGAGAAUUGAGCUGUACAGUGACUCAUGAUGCAGAGUACAGGGCACUCGGAUUCGCCGUGGGAAUGGGCUUUGUGAAUCUGUUUGCCUGGUCGGCCAACAUCUACUUCCUGGUCAAGGACACGCCCUGGUUUGACCUUAUUCUCCAGAGGAUGGGAAAACCGGCCUCUGCUAGUGGAUCGAAUGCUCAGCGAUAUGGGACUCACACGCCUGCAGACCACCAAACCGGGGAAUCGUCUCUGCCGGAACAACAUCAAAUACCGCCUUACAAUCCAGACUUGUAAGAAUUCGUUGGGCUGAUAUUAAUCGAUUGAAUUAGGCACAAGCUGCAGAUACCAAGAUACCCGAAACAGUUUCAGAGAACAAAAGAAGCAAUGACACCACAUGGUCGAGAAAUUUCUAUUUGGUUUUGUAAAGCUGAAAAACUGCAGAUAUUUUUGUAACUGCAUAUCUAUCGUCUUCGUGACUUAUUUAGAAAAAACUGUAGCGAUGUCUGCUGCCUGGGAUUUUUUAUUUCAAACUGACUGUUUUUUUUUGUUCUGAUUGAUCUGUGAAGUGCUUGAGGUUAUCAAAAUAACAAGAGAAUCGGAAACCGAACUAUUAUCAGCUGCAAAACCUCAAAUACAUUUGAAUUUUUGACUCAUUAUUAUGGAACCUAAAUGUAAAAGCUUAGAAAUCAUUUGAAAGAUCUUAGUUUCUUGCUUCAAAAUAUAAUUUAUUUCCGAUUCUUUUAAAAAUGAACAGCUUUGUUUUGAUUUUCAGUAUUUCUGUUAUAAAAUGAUUGGAAAUUAUCGUUAACUUACCUGUAAAGCUUAUUAUCUAACAACGCUCAUCGUCAAAUUAGAAGAAGCUUAUGCUUUGUAAUCUGCUAGCUUAGGCGUGUUCAUAGUAAUCAAUCCAUAUCGCUUUUCUAUCUCUAACUUUGUAAAGUCGCCGUAUUUUUUGUAUGAAUUUGAAAAUUACUGUACAGCAACUAGUUUUGCAUUUUUGAUGUCCAAGUUUGUUUUGAUAGCAUCGGAUUUCUCGGAGAAUUAAUUCUUUGAAGGCA